Xylaria bambusicola is the source of this 1772-nucleotide messenger RNA. RefSeq lists its product as uncharacterized. The transcript has a single exon. The coding region runs from base 321 to 1649 and encodes 442 amino acids. Gene Ontology annotation, cellular component: nucleus; Rad6-Rad18 complex. The record is from RefSeq and is a predicted model, not a curated record. NCBI's taxonomy places the organism in Eukaryota, Fungi, Ascomycota, Sordariomycetes, Xylariales, Xylariaceae. Gene Ontology annotation, biological process: DNA damage tolerance; protein monoubiquitination. Gene Ontology annotation, molecular function: ubiquitin protein ligase activity; single-stranded DNA binding.
GACGUGCCUGUCUUAAUUGCACUGGAGCUGUAGAGCGCCACCACAACCUGGGAACGUCUGCCUUGCUGUGGAUGAUUCCAUUCGAGACAUUCGUAACUGACGCCUGUUUGUGUAAUCGGUGUACUUGGUUGAUCUCGGCUUGAUACAUACGAAUUUACAAAAGCGAAAAGAGUGUCGGCGUGUCUUGAUGCUGAAGGCGAUAGACAGCAGCGUACCAGAGCUGAUCGGGAGAACAAUGCGCCUCCGUCCUCCUCACAUCUAGAAAGACCCUUCACGAGCUCUCCUCAACCAAAGACCAUAUACACUACACAACGCCCACAAUGAAUACCGACGACUUCAACAGCGUCGCCGACUCGACAGAUUGGCUAUCGACACCACUCUCAGGUCUCUCCGCCGUUGAGGCCGCCCUCCGCUGCCAGGUCUGCAAGGAUUUCUAUAAAACACCCAUGCUCACAUCAUGCAACCACACCUUCUGCUCCCUGUGCAUCCGUCGUGCCCUCUCUACCGCAGGGAAAUGUCCGUUAUGCCGCGCCUCCGAGCAGGAGAUGAAGCUGCGAAGUAAUUGGUCCAUGGAGGAAGUCGUCGCCGCCUUCACACAGACUCGGUCUGCCGUUCUCGACUUUGCGACGAGACCGCCGCCGAGAGAAGACAUGUCGAAGCGAAAGGCAGACGACAUGGUGGCUAUAGAAGAUGGAGGAGAAGAAGAAGACAUGACACCGAGCAGCCAACGCUCGAGCAAGAGGCUGCGUUCCUCGGCGCGUCUCAGCAAGACUCGCAGCAUGGCCGCCACCGCCGAGAUAGCGCGCCAGGAAUCCCAUAUCCCAGAUCCCGAGCCCGAGCAACCCGAGCCCGAGCCUGAUGACGGCCUCGUCGCCUGUCCGAUCUGCUGGAGGCGCAUGAAAGCAAUCCUAGUAGACAAACACAUCGACACGACAUGUCCAGGCGAGCCACAACCACAACCAGCCCCGACUCCUCCAACACGGCGCAUUCCAGCUAAACCAACGAGUAUAACCGGGGCCUUCGCAUCCACCUCAUUAUCCACCAAGCCACCUCCCGAGCGCAUCCCGGCGCUGAACUACUCCAUGCUCAGAGACACACAGCUGCGCAAGGAACUUGCAGAUCUAGGCCUCUCGACGAGCGGGAACAGAGGCAUGCUAGAGCGGCGCCACCGCGAAUGGGUCAUGAUCUGGAACGCAAACUGCGACAGUCAGCGGCCGCGGCGACGCGCAGAUUUACUCCACGACCUCGACGUCUGGGAGCGCACGCUGGGCUCGCGAGCGCCGACGACGUCCCGGUCCGCAGCCAUGGGUGCACAGAUCCGGGACAAGGAUUUCGACAGCGCGGCCUGGGCCGCGAAUAACGGAGACUCCUUCCGGGAUUUAAUAGCCAAUGCGCGGCGCACGCGGGCACAGGCCCAGAGUAAAUCCAAACCGGACGAGGUGAACAGGAAAGAAAAUAAUCCGAUCAAUAGGACAUCAGCUCCAGAUGAAUCUAGCACGACAGUAGUAAAGACGAUAGAAGAGCCGGAUGCACCGCCGAUAAGGCUAGAUACAGCCGAGAAGCCGGUCCUUGAAAUCGUAGACGAUCCGCCGACCAUGAGGCGCUUAGAAGGAGGGGAGAUGGCAAGCGGAUCAGCGGCAUCUAUAUAAGAGACUUCAUUUUUUCAUCUGAUGAUAAAUAUUACAAACUUAAUACUUACGUAGGUAAAACACCCUACAAUCAUCUCACGUGAAAUUUCGGUGGUAUAGAAGAGGAAUAUACUCGUGUGUAUG